This is a messenger RNA of Ostrinia furnacalis (Asian corn borer), 2289 nucleotides long. RefSeq lists its product as uncharacterized. The record is from RefSeq and is a predicted model, not a curated record. The transcript has 8 exons. The coding region runs from base 1 to 963 and encodes 320 amino acids. NCBI's taxonomy places the organism in Eukaryota, Metazoa, Arthropoda, Insecta, Lepidoptera, Crambidae.
AUGGCAAUCCGUUCCCGAUUCUCUGAAGUUCGAUCCAGAUGCACUGGUGUGAACCACUGCAGCUUCGUGCUAGCUGAAGACUACCCGCCUGCAGUGAGCUGGUCUCCGGGAGUGGUCUACAUCAAGUACGCGUGCUUUGAUGACACAUUAUCAAUCCAUUACUGCAACCGGGAGGUCCACGUCGCCAUAUCGGGCGAGGACAGCGAAGGUUACAUCCGUACCCCAGGGUACCCUAACUUCUACGUGGAAGAUGUCUGCCAGUGGCGGCUGGUGGCGCAUCCUGAGCAGAGGAUACGGGUGACGUUCUUGGACGUCAGUUUGAGGAGUAUAGGUCCCUUCGAGAGCUCUUGCAAAGACUACGUCUCGGUCCAAGACUCGAACGGCGACUCUAUGCUGUCAUCCUGCGAGCAAGUGGAGCUGCCCUUACGCCUCACUAGCGCCACCAACGCGGUGGACGUGAAAGUAGAGGCGCGGUCGCAGGGCGCCUACCCGAAGAGAGGGGUGCUCCUGCAUUAUAAAAGCAUUGGCUGCGUAACGCUGCCAGCGCCAUCUGACGGUUACCUCGUGUACCGCAAGGAUGACGUUGCUCACUACAUGUGCAACGUGAACUACGUUUUCGUCGACACCCGACAGAGGGCGCGAUUAAUAUGGUGCUACGAUGAUAAUAGCUGGAAUGACACAGUGCCUUUGUGUGUGGCCGAGGCGGCUGCGAAGGCCGGCGGGAACGAUUCGGCUUCUGGGCACGACACAGACGCGAAGCUGCCGCCGCACGAGCAACCAGACAUGAUAGUCGAUAUUGUGAUUCCGUCGCUACUAAUAGCGGCGCUGUUCAUUGGGAACGCGUUCAUCGUUCUCAUCAUAUACAAAUAUAGAAAACGGAAAAACGAAGAUAUCGACGAUGAGUUCAACACCAUUCCACUGAGCGUGAACGGGAAUGUGCACAGUGCCGGCAACGCGGUUUAGUCGUAUACACUGGGGGAUUACACUGUAAAGAUACGGUUCGUGGUCUAAAACUCUAAACCAACGUUUUAGUACGCUGUGAGCCACAGUAAAAAGGUUAUAGUAAGACAUCUCACUUAAAGACACGCGCGUGCUUAUGAGUGUAAAGGUACAGUUACACAUGCUCAUGAAAUAUCGAAGUGAGCAUGCUUAUUAUUAGCAGUGUUUCGACACAGUAUGUACUGUGCACACUGCUACACUGCCACACUUAGUAGUAGCAAUUUCUCGAUAGUGGCAUGCAUUCGUGCUAGUAAUGAGUGCAAACAUUAUACGAUUGUGGUACGCUCAAUUUAACGGUAGAGUCGUACUAGAGGUUUGACACUGAAACUAAGUUUGAUCAGACAACACAACUUACCUGAAACCAUAUUUGUAAAGCAUCAGAAUUCAAAAACGAUUCAUAAAAUGGGUUUCUUGAGACGUGUCUUACUUUGAUGACUUUUUACUGUGGCUUUUGGUAGUUGUUUAUGUGCACUACACGAAUCGUGAAGACUAAAAUGUGACAAAAUGUAGUUCUAGGUUUGGUUUCAACGAUAUUUGAAUUUAAUUUGGAGUAAAGCGUACUUGAUUCCAAUAACUGCUGUUAAAACCAAGUAAAAACGCCUAAAGAUCUCUAGUUGGAAAGCCUAAUUAGAAAAGUUUAAUUUAAAAUAGUGGCCAUGUUAUAAAAGUAGUAUAGUAACAUUAGUUAUAACUCUUUAAAGUGUAAUCUCCCUUUUCAAUUUGACAAGCAGGCUCUACACAGAGUGACGUCACACCAAAAAAUACUCCGACAACACGUCGCCAGUCUGUGUACGGCCUUAGUAUUAAGAUAUUUAUUUGUUAAUUAGAUACCUCGACUAGUGAUCAUCCGUCAUAGUCCAGUGACCUUUCUUUAGAUUCUUUUAGCGAUUAAGUAUGGACUGAUAAUGAUAUGAGUACUCGAUUUUAAAGUAGAAGUUCAUUUCUUCGCACAGUCGUCACUGCCUUGUUUGUCACUAUCGUCGUCAAUUAGUACUAAGGGUAUGCGCACACGGGCGAUUUCUUCGGGGAAUCUGUCACUCGUUUGGGAAUUUAUUUCGAAUAAUCAAUCCAUCAAUCGGUCGAAAUGUAGGAAUUUAUUCAAGCGACGAAAUCGUACGUGCGCGGGCAUCCUAAUUGUUAUGGCUUGAUAGGUCUCAGCUAUAGGUUAUUUGGAACUAUGCUAUAGGUAGGUAUCGAUGUGAUUAGUUUCGUCUUGAAAUUGUUAAUGUUUUUGUAUGUAUUCGGCGGAGUCUGUAUAAAUUCUGUAAUAAAUAAAGCACUUUAUCUUUA